Molecule: messenger RNA, 2848 nt
Organism: Notolabrus celidotus (New Zealand spotty)
Lineage: Eukaryota; Metazoa; Chordata; Actinopteri; Labriformes; Labridae
Product: golgin subfamily A member 6-like protein 2
Exons: 3
Coding region: 1730-2506 (258 amino acids)
Source: RefSeq, a predicted model, not a curated record
CCGGUUUGGAUGAGCAUGUGAAGGCAGCAUCUUCUCUGUCUCUCGCAGCUAUACUUUUAAAACCUACUUUUUUACUUACUACCCCAACUGAAUAAGAACGUAUCUUUCGGAAUCAGAACCCUGAUGACUUUAGCAAGAUGUCGAAAUCUACAAAACCAUCAAGAAAGUCUGAGAUCGAUGUCCCCCACGCAAGUAGCACUAGCAGAGCGCUGUUAGCCGACAUAGCUAAAUUGCUAGAGGAACACAGAGCUAGCAUGGCGGCUGACUUCAAAACAACCUUUGCGGCUUUGGAGCUGAGACUUGAUAAAAUGCAGGCGACAGUGACGGAACACGGUCAACGCAUGGGCUCGCUGGAAUCUAAUGCCGACCUGCAGGACCAGCGACUCCAAACAUUGGAGGAAAGAUGUGCAGCUCUAGCUGAGAGCAACAACAGGCUAAUGGCAAAGGCCGCGGAUCUUGAGGGCCGGAGCCGCAGAAACAAUAUUAGAAUCAUCGGCCUCCCAGAAUCUAUCGAAGGACCAUGCAAUGUUUACAUGUAGUGUCUAAAUAACACUAGAUGUUUUAAAAUCUCAUUGUCUAGUCAACUUGGAAGGGUUAAAUUUAUGUUUAGCCACUUUUGCUUUAUUUUACUUUACCUAGCUCAGGUUGAAUAAUGGUUAUACUUGUACGAAGCUAAUAUAUUAAUUGCAAUGUUUUUACACUUGUUCAUUCUGUGGUGUUAUAGUUUAAAAUAGCCCUACAUAUAGAGGGUAAUUGGUUAAUGAUAGUUACCACGGUUAAAGGGGCUCUCGUCAGAAGUAAUUUUAAGAUAUUUGGAUGUGUCUUUGUUUGAAAUAAGAUAAGGUGUUUCGAGGUUCAUGUAUGGUUGAAAGAGGAGGGCGACCCUGCUGUACACACUCCUUAAAUCAAAAUUUUUAAAUGCUUUUUAGUUCUUAAAGGUGACAUAUCAUGCAAAAUUGACUUUUUAAUGGUUCUUUACCUGAAAUAUGUGUCCCUGGCAUGUCUACAAACCCCCCGAGAAUGAAAAAAAUCAAAGCCAAUUGGCCCAACACUGACCUAGUCCAAGCAUGCUGUCAACCAGGGCGUGAGCAGUCAACUCCCACCGCUCUCGGUGGUAGUUUGAGCCAUACAUAGCGACUUUGUAUAUUUGCACAACUAUUCUGCACAAAACAUUUCUAUUUGCACUUCCUUUUUUUGUUUUCUUUUUUGUUUUCUUUAUUUUAUUUAUACCUAAGUUAUUUUGAUUUAUUUUGAUCAUAUUUUACAUUAUUAUUAUCACUGUUCUUUUAUUUGGAUAUUAUGUAUACAUAUGUAUGUUUCUACUUGUCUGUUUCACUGUGCAACAUGUUUGCGGGAGGGAGGGGGAGGGGGGAGGGAGGGAUGUUCUUGUGUGUUAAAAAAAAACAAAAAACAAAACUAUUGUACGAAACAACACUGUGAUUUAUACCUGCCUUUUGAAAAAUAAAUAUUAUAAAAAAAAAAAAUUUAGCAACUUCAGUUCAAUCGGUCAAGCAGGACAGGAACUACAGAUAAAAGUUGUAGAAGAUUAUUGUUGGAAACUUCUUUAUAGAAGCUUAUUCCAGCAACUGCAGCCUGUGCUGAAACAAACUGAGACAAUGGCUGCAGUAAAUAGGAGAUGAAGCUGGAAAAGAGGAAGUAGCUGAGGAACCAGAGUGUCGACUAGCCCCGCUGAUCAUCCCAAGCUUCCCGACAGCAAGAGGAGAACAAGAUGGUAGCAGUUCCAAUUCCAUACCCAUUGAACUGUACCGAAAAAGCAGCAAAGGACCAGUUCAAGAGGGAGGUACUGGCAAGGAAUCUAGACAAGCUCUACUACGAUCUCAACAACCUUAAUAGAAGAUCAAACCUAAUUUUUCAGACCUCAGAUACACAUGCAUGGAGGAAAGUAAUCAAGAAAAAAUAUCCUGAGUUAGAGGGAACCGAUCAAAAACUUAAGUUCACAUAUGGCACCAUAUGUGUGUUCGAGAGUGGAAAGUUUGUUGUGUAUGGUGAGUUUAUGGGCAAGUUUCAGAGAGAUUUUGAAAAACUUAAAGCAGCUGUGUUCCUAGAAAUGUUAGAAGACCUCACUUUAAGUGAUAAAGAAGGUAGUGAUGAGUCUAAGGGUAAGCCAAGCCAAGCUGAGGCCGUGGGCAAUAGCGACGAAAGACAAGCUGAGGCCUCAGGGGAGAGUGAGCCAAGCCAAGCUGAGGCUGUGGGCAAAGGUGAGCCAAGCCAAGCUGAGGCUGUGGGUGAGGGCGAGCCAACCCAAGCUAAGGCCGUGGGCGAGGGCGAGCCAACACAAGCUGAGGCUGUGGGCGAGGGCGAGCCAACCCAAGCUGAGGCCGUGGGUGAGGGCGAGCCAAGCCAAGCUGAGGCCACCGGCAAGAGCGACCAAAGACAAGCUGAGGCCGUAGCGAGGGCAAGCCAGGCCAAGCUGAGCUCACCCCAACCAGUGGGGAUUAAAGGGGAAGUAAAAAAGAGGGGUAAAACUCAAUCAAAACGGUCAUAGAUUUGUGACAGUUAGUGGUUUUCCCUUAGUUUAAACUGGCCUACUGGGUUUGUGAAAUUUUUGUUUUUUACUGUUUUGAAAUUAUUUUUCACAUACCAUACUUUUUAAAAUUCUCUGGUUCUGGUAAUGUGUUUUUUUGUGUGUAAAAAGUAAAUCAUGUUAAAGGGAAUGUAAUGAUACUGAAUGUUCUGUUUUCUGAUUGCACGCUCAGACUCCAGACGACACCAGAGCCAAGGAAUGAUUUCUCCUUCUGCUUUAAACUUUGCUUGUUUAAGAUGAUUCAGUGGUCUUUGUAAUUAAAAUGACUUCAUGUAAAAAAAUAAAAUUAAAAUGACACUCAUU